UGUGAUCGUGACGUGUCUCACCGGAGAGUUCCUUAAAGAGAAAAAACCCCGAGGCUAGGUGGCUAAUAUGAAGUUGGCCAUUUUCGUCGCCGAUGAUAUCGAGUGAUUCGGGGAGAAGACACGGAGCCCCCUCCUCUCUGGUCGGUACCUUCGGAAGCCAUGAUGCGUCUCGGGCUCGCCGGAGGAGACCGACGGGCUGACAGAAGUGUGACGCGACGCUUCUUUCUGCUCGCCGCCGCCGCCUCGUUGUUAUUGUUGUCGGUCGGUGCCGUACCGGAGGAGCACAAACCGGCGCCGGAGCAGCCCCAACCGGAGAAAUCCUCGAGUCCCCACCCGAUCGGCCCGGUGGUUUCUGAAGAUGUCCCCUCCGGCAAAGGAGACCUGGGCUUCAUCCACGCCUUCGUGGCCUCCAUCUCCGUCAUCAUCGUCUCUGAGUUGGGCGACAAGACGUUUUUCAUCGCGGCCAUCAUGGCCAUGCGGUACAACCGCCUCACCGUGCUGACGGGCGCCAUGCUGGCUCUGGGCCUCAUGACGUGUCUUUCUGUGCUGUUUGGCUACGCCACCACCAUCAUCCCGAGGAUCUACACCUACUACGUGUCCACCGCUCUGUUCGCUAUCUUCGGCGUGCGCAUGCUGAGGGAGGGGCUGAGGAUGAGUCCCGACGAGGGGCAGGAGGAGCUGGAGGAGGUGCAGGCCGAGAUCAAGAAGAAGGACGAGGAGUUCCAGCGCUCCAAGCUGGUGAACGGCGGUCCGGACGUGGAGGCCGGCUCCGGCGCCGCCGCGCCUCGUUGGAAGUGGCAUGGCUUCAUCUCGCCCAUCUUCAUCCAGGCGCUCACCCUCACCUUCCUCGCCGAGUGGGGCGACCGCUCGCAGCUCACCACCAUCAUCCUGGCCGCCCGCGAGGACCCGCUGGGCGUCGCCAUGGGGGGAACGCUCGGCCACUGCCUGUGCACCGGGCUGGCCGUGGUCGGGGGGAGGAUGAUCGCCCAGAAGAUCUCCGUCAGAACCGUCACGAUCAUCGGAGGCAUUGUGUUCCUGGCCUUCGCCUUCUCCGCCCUCUUCAUCAAGUCGGACGCCGGAUUCUAAUUGGACGAACAGACUUUCCGGCGUUCUUUGUACAUACGUGUACGAUUUUGGUGGCGUUGCCGUGAAGACGUAAGUCGUUUUGACCCCUCCCCCCUACAGUAUGUAUGACUGAGGGUUUUCUGGUGGAGGUUUUUCUUCUCCUCCCGUUAUCAUGAAGACGGAGCAGCGCUCGGCGAGGAGGCGUGGCCAGGAUUUGAGUGACAGGCGACCGACGGCGAGACAAUGAGGCCAUUUAGAAACAGCUGCUGCCUUCUUGUUUUCUUUUGAAUGUGUUUUUGUUUAUUCCUCUUCCCUCUGGGGGACGCAUUAAACAUCCCAUAAUAAGAGGCGACUCUACGGGAGAGCGCGAGUUCAUUUCCCCCCCGCUGCCGUCGCUAGGCAGAAAGACUGAACACAGAAUCCACUGUAUUUUAAAAUAAUUGAAAUUUUGUUUUUUUUAUAUUGUUUUCUGAGGUAAAAUAAAGAAGAUAACGACAUCAAGGUAUUAAAUAGGCAGAUAAAUAUUGAUUUAUAUAAAAUAAGUCGUGCUGCUUUCCCCGAUUUAUGAAGUAGCUCAUAAACACCCCUCUCUCCCCCUCUCUCUGUCCGUCUGUCUCUCUGUUUGUCUUUCUCUCUCUCUCCCUUUCUGUCUGCCUCUCUCUGUCUCUAUCUCUCUCUCCCUUUCUGUCUGUCUCUCUCUGUUUGUCUGUCUCUCUUCCCAUUUUUGAGAUGCGAUUAUUAAAUUUAGUUUUUAUUUGAGGUUGUUGGAAUAUUUCUUCCUCUUCUUUAAACCCUGGAGUGGUCUCUCUCUCUCUCUCUCUUUGUCUCGCUCUCUUUUUUUUUAAAGGAGACCCUGAACCACUAGAUUACCUCCUGUGUCUCGCCUUUAUUUACUAUUUAUUCAUCCUCGUUUCCUCUCUGAUGCCCAGGUACUGUAGGGGGGGGAUGGAAAUAUAUUUUUUAAGGUGUACCGACUUAAAGCUGCAUCGUCAAUAUUUGACAGGCUGUGAAAUACUUUCUGUUUGACACCGGUCGGUUUGAAAAUGCCUAUAAAUGGAAAAAAAGAGAAUAACAAAGUUUCAUGUUAAUAAAGUUACAGAAUGUU
This is a messenger RNA of Pseudoliparis swirei, 2170 nucleotides long. RefSeq names its product transmembrane protein 165 (gene tmem165). NCBI's taxonomy places the organism in Eukaryota, Metazoa, Chordata, Actinopteri, Perciformes, Liparidae. The coding region runs from base 160 to 1086 and encodes 308 amino acids. Gene Ontology annotation, cellular component: Golgi apparatus. The record is from RefSeq and is a predicted model, not a curated record. Gene Ontology annotation, molecular function: calcium ion transmembrane transporter activity; manganese ion transmembrane transporter activity. Gene Ontology annotation, biological process: Golgi calcium ion homeostasis; calcium ion transmembrane transport; Golgi calcium ion transport. The transcript is spliced from 6 exons.